CAGCUUUGCAGCAGGGGUCCUUCGCGCUAACGCUAAUGUUUGUUAGCUUAGUCGCAGCUAGCAGCUACGUGCGCAGUCAGUCGUCGGAACAAACAUGGUGUUGUUGGUUUCUCUCUGUUGAGAAUGAGCCCGAAAGAAGUCAGAUCUCAUUUAGCCCGAGUCCUGGAGGUCUGGUCCAAACAGAGCAUCCGGAGCCGUUGUUGGAUGUCACAUAGAGAUGCGGGAGGAUUUGAACUACUUAGCUUCUUCUACAGCGGGAUGACCUGACGACAUCUUGCUACUUUGACCUCCUCCAUCACCCCAGCUCUGUCGGGUAAAAACUCACCUCCACCUCACAUCUGCAAACGCCUGGAUCGACUCGCUCUCUGCUGGAUCCCCUUCCUCCACACCCCUCCUACAGCCCUGUUUUGAUCUGUCCUGUCCCCCCAUUCACAAAUCAGAGACCAUGUAUUGCCUCCAGUGGCUCCUCCCCGUGCUGCUCAUCCCCAAACCGCUGAACCCGGCACUGUGGUUCAACCACUCCAUGUUCAUGGGCUUCUACCUGCUCAGCUUCCUGCUGGAGAGAAAGCCCUGCACCAUCUGUGCCUUGGUCUUCCUCGCCGCCCUCUUCCUCAUCUGCUACAGCUGCUGGGGCAACUGCUUCCUGUACCACUGCCAGGACGCUGCGCUGCCGGACGCUGCACAGGACCCGUCCAUCGUCGGGACCUAGUACAGAGGAGGGGUGGGGGGGAGACAUCUCAGAAAAGGAGUGAGUGAGGGAGAGUGGAGGGUGAUACUGCCAUGCUGGAUGAGCGGAAAAUACUGAAACUGUUCGGCCAAGAGUGGAACGGAAGAGGAGGAGAACGCCACUGUGGAGGACUCGCUGUAAAGGAAGAGACUCAAGUUUAAGAUGAGAGGAGGCGGAGGGAACGUUUGAGGAGACAUUUAGAGGAGAGGAAGGAGGAGCAUCCAAAUGUCGUAGGAAGGACGUUUGAGAACAUUUUGUUUCUAGCAUACGCAUAAACCUGGUCGAUUAACACACACAAACACACACACCACAGGUGACGCACACACAGAGUGACGGCUGUGUUUCAGUAUUCUCGUUCCUCUAACCCUCGGACUCGUUUACCUCCAACUGCUCCGUAAAACACGACAGGUCAUAUUUUCAACCUCAAACUUCCAUAUUCUCACACACAAACAAGGACGCUCCUCACAACCACACACACUCACUGCUGCAGUUUGUUCACACGCUUUACACGCCAUGAAGUGUUACAGGAUAGUUUGCAUCUUGUCGUUUUUUCCCCAAAGUUCGAGGGAGUCACCUGACCAAUCUCUGCCGCCAUUUUGGCUCUGCACACGCCGUAUCGCCCUGACCCAGGGUAGCGCACACACACACACACACACACCCACACCGGACAAGCGAUAACUAUGCUGUGACUAACUCCUCGUGUGAAGGUGAAGAAAUGCUGAGACUGUCCCGUCUUCUUCACCCUCACCGCGCUCGCCUCCUCCUCCUCCUCCUCCUCCUCUGAGUGAACGCCCCGACCGCCACAUUCAACGUUUACUUUCUUCUUUGCUGUUUUCUCUUUUCGUUCGUUUGUGUUUCUCGUGCAUGGGUUGCUGUUUAUUUUUUCGAGGUUCACAGAAAUUUUUAACGAUUAAAAAUUGCUGAAUGUGUGUGUGUGUGUGUGUCUGUUGUGAUAACGACACGCUGAUAGAAAACGUGGAGACGCACGAGGCGAUCGCACCGUCGGUGUUCUCAGCGACAUAAAGCAAUAUGGAGCUCUGCUGGUCGAGAAAUCAAACAGUCACAAUCAGACGAGAGACGCCGCCGCUCCGUUUCCUCGUGCGUCUCUGCUCCACGUGUUCAGCUGUCAGACAGACGGAGGUGUUUAUACCGUUAGUGUGUGCGGGCGUGUGGACUCCUGUCGCAGUGCUGAACACGGUAACUGCUGCAUUAUUGCUUUGGUUUUAAUUUAAAUAAAGUUUUUUCCUCUCAAAGUGUU
Labrus bergylta (ballan wrasse) is the source of this 1985-nucleotide messenger RNA. It is a transcript of the gene blcap, whose product is annotated as bladder cancer associated protein. Lineage: Eukaryota; Metazoa; Chordata; Actinopteri; Labriformes; Labridae. The record is from RefSeq and is a predicted model, not a curated record.